This is a messenger RNA of Quercus robur (English oak), 822 nucleotides long. RefSeq lists its product as uncharacterized. The coding region runs from base 1 to 822 and encodes 273 amino acids. NCBI's taxonomy places the organism in Eukaryota, Viridiplantae, Streptophyta, Magnoliopsida, Fagales, Fagaceae. The transcript has 4 exons. The record is from RefSeq and is a predicted model, not a curated record.
AUGGUUAAGGAGAAAUUGAAGGACGGUGGUAGUAAUGAUCAGAGAGCUAACUGGAAAAACCCUAAGGAACUACAAGCUUUUUGUCAGUUCUGUGCUGCUCAAAUCCUAGCCUGCCAGAGGAAAGGAGGAUUUUUGACCAAAAUUGGGGUUGACAACGUGAUUGAACAGUUGGGUAACAUGGGAAAAGUGUGUUUUGACAAUGAGACUGGGUUGGGUUAUGAUGCUGGAACUGGGAUGCUUGAGGCCCCUGAUGAGUGGUGGACUCGAAAGAUUGCAGCAUGUCCCCUUGCAAAAACCUUUAAAAAUAAAGGUUUGCCGAAUUGUGACUACCUGAACAUCAUGUAUGGAGGCACGGUUGCAACGGGGAAAAAUGCGUUCUGCACGAGUGGUCAAUUACCAAAGGAAACCACCGAAGGUUCUGGGGACUCUGCUGAUAGCACAGAAUUUGUUGACCCCCAAUGUGAAUCGUUUGUGAAUGUUGACGCAAUGGAGGUUGAAGGUCCAUCAUUGUCGAGGGCAGAACCAACAGUGAGUAAGGAGAAAGGCUUGGCAACCAGUGUCCACCUUUUUAAGCCAAUAAAUGGAAGUACACGUAAGGAUAUUGCUUCCACAGCAACUACUCAGGUUAAAGCCAUUUUGGACACGGUGUUGAGUCUUCCAGGGGUGUACUCGGGUCAUUACCUUCAUCUGUUUAGCACCAUCUACUUCAUGGAAAAAGAGUGGGGUAGGCACAUGUUUCCUACCCUUGGUGAUGACAAGGAUAUCCAACUGAAAUGGCUAGAAAAAGAGUACCAAAGGCACCCUAAAUUUCAUUUUGACUGA